AUGUCUGCAGAUGUCUAUUCUUCUUCCUCCACAGCCCCAGUGUCCUCUCUUCAGCUGUCCACUCAGUGUCUGACCCAUGGAGAGAUGAGGGUGUCCUGCUCUUCUGAGGGGGACGGUCCUCAGUACAGAUGGACUCUGGACGAACACCCACUGAGAGACACUGAGGCCUCUUCUGGUGACGAGACAAACACCAUCACACUGAAGAAAGGCCUGUCUGGAGAUCUCACAGUACCGUCAAAAACAAAAUCAACAGUGUCACUGUGAGCAAAAUAAUCUCCCCCUGUGAGGGUAAGCUACUGUUUAAUUAAUUUUGUUAAACAUAAUGAUGAUGAUUAUAAUGAUGGUCAAUCUUUAUCAAUGGACAUUGAUUAGAAAGCACUACCCAUUUGCCAGUAUUAAAUUCAGAUACAUGAUUCCUGUUUAUUUUGGAGGGCUUAUCCAUGUAACUACACUUCCAACAGGACAAAGAUAUCAGAGUGGGUGAUUGCCGUUGGUAACACCUUGUGA
Molecule: messenger RNA, 507 nt
Organism: Coregonus sp. 'balchen'
Lineage: Eukaryota; Metazoa; Chordata; Actinopteri; Salmoniformes; Salmonidae
Source: the annotation of a GenBank genome assembly